Messenger RNA from Cryptotermes secundus, 3288 nucleotides. RefSeq names its product forkhead box protein J3. Gene Ontology annotation, molecular function: RNA polymerase II cis-regulatory region sequence-specific DNA binding; DNA-binding transcription factor activity, RNA polymerase II-specific. The record is from RefSeq and is a predicted model, not a curated record. Gene Ontology annotation, cellular component: nucleus. NCBI's taxonomy places the organism in Eukaryota, Metazoa, Arthropoda, Insecta, Blattodea, Kalotermitidae. The transcript has 5 exons. Gene Ontology annotation, biological process: regulation of transcription by RNA polymerase II. The coding region runs from base 146 to 2557 and encodes 803 amino acids.
AUGUGCUAUUAUGCGCUCAGCUGUCAAAUAUUGGUUACUAGAUAGGGAAUUAUUAAAUAGUAAUGAUCCCUAGUACUUGCAUAUAGCUACGGAAGAAUAAGGGAGAAGUUGUUAUGCAGGGGAUGUUGCCAUGUAAGGAGAGGCGAUGUCGGACCUCGACCGCAGCCUCACAGCAAUAGAUUGGCUGCCAUGCCUCAAUGCACACAACACAUUACCAGCAACAGAUGGUUCGGUGGAAACUGGGAACAAUGGUGAAGUUGAUGCUAUGAUCCGAGAAUCAAAUCUUGGGUCGCCUAAUCGGGCCAAAGAUGGGAAACCGCCGUACAGCUAUGCCAGCCUCAUUCGUCUAGCUAUCAGUAGUGCAUCCAAAGGAAAGAUGACUCUUUCAGAGAUAUACCAAUUCAUCAUACAACAGUUUCCAUACUAUCGGAAUGCAGGAACAGGUUGGAAGAACUCCAUACGCCACAAUCUGUCACUCAACAAGUGCUUCACAAAGGUUGCGCGUAGCAAGGAUGACCCAGGGAAGGGCAGCUACUGGAGUAUUGACUACAACACGAGUCAGGAUGAUGGCUUCUCCAAGAAGAAGAAGAGUGCUUCCCAGUUAUUCAGGGCAUCACCAUACAGUCCAGAGUGUAGCAGCAAUAGCAGUGACUAUAACAGCUGUGCCUUCACGGCUUCUGGGGGUGUGCGCCCGAAGGUGUCUGACUGGCCGUCAGCCCCACCUAACAAAUAUGAGCAGCCGUCGAUGAAAGCUAACUCCCGUUGUUCUGCUCCAGCUGACAGCAUGCAGCUGCACUUCGAGCCAGGAGGCAUGCCGCUGAGGGAUCACGCAGGAAGUGGCAGUGAUCUGGGACACCUGGAACUCAAUGACACCAAUGAGUUCUCGGCUGUACUUAGUGGGCUUCUUUCCCAGUACGGAAUGAGCUUGGAGUCUGAGCAGAGUCAUCAGCAGAUGUCGACUGGCAUGCAUUCUGGUGACCCCCCAUAUGGGUCGCAGGGUGCCAAUCCAGAGUCCCCAUACAGCAGUGUCCUGCCCAGAAAUGUUAAUCAGUUGGACCCUUCAUACAGUCCUCUACAGAGAGGAUCUUCAGGUUUGAAUGAAUCUCAGUACAACGCCAUCCAGAGGGGAGGAUCAGGGAAUGGUAAUGAGCCAUCGUAUGCUUCAGUCCCUAGACGAGCGAGUACUGCCAGUUCUCCUUACAGCAUGGCACCGAGAGGUGCCAGCAAUUCGCCGUACUCUGAUCUCUCACGAGCUUCCGGCUCUCAUGAUUCUCCCUACACUGUCUCCCAGGAAGAUGGCUCUCCGUACAGUAGUCGGUGUUCAAGCGCAGUAGGUGCAAACAGUGAUGCCCAUUUAGCUGUGCCCAAUGGAGUCAGCAUACCAAAUGGUCAUUACUCUACAGUGUCAGGAAACAGAUCUGUACCACAAAAUGAUCCUUAUAAUUUCCAGCUUGCUUCCAAUGGGCCCUAUAUGAAACUCACAAACAGUGGUACAUAUCCUGGCAGGCAGGAUUCCUAUGCUGGAUCUUAUCACGGUGUAUGCAAAGAUGUCUCGAACAGAGGGGGUUAUGAUGUCAUGUACCCAGAUUCUCAUGGUGGCUCUGAUAACCCAUACACUGACACGAGGUCUGAUCCACAGUACUCGAGUGUCGAAAGUGGUGCCUCAUACAGCAGUAUCCCAUCAGGGGGACCAGGCCCCUGUGGCAGUCCAUACGCAAGAGUGUCUGUGGAGAAUAAAUCCAAUGACACGUCAUACACGAAUGUUAUUUGUGGAGGUGACAGUGUUCCAUAUUCACAAGAUGGCAGUCGUUACAGUAGCUCUGGUUCUCAUGAUGGUUCGUAUGGACCUGGAGCUACCGGUAGUCACGAAGGCAGUUAUGUGACCAGUUCUCGCAGUAGCCCCUUUUCAAAUAGCAAGUCUCACGCCCCAAGCCACAGUGACUCCAGGAACUCAUUUAAUCAUAACCCUUCCGUGAACAUACUGUACAAUCCUAAUAGUGGACAUUAUGGUGGCACUGGUGUCCCAAACAGAGCAUGUACAAAUGGUGCUUAUUCUAGUGCAUACAGUAGCAGGAAUGUUAAUAUGAAUCAAGUGAACUCCCACGAGUUUGAAGGUGCAACAGUAAAUAACGUGAUGGAAGUGGUAGCGAAUCGCAGUUUUAACAGUGGAAGUCAGACUGAAGAAACAUUUCACCAGAGUGGUAGUUUUGUUGCUGCGCAGUCGAAACAUCAUGGGUUCGAAUCUGUAAACUGUACUGCCUUUCAGAAUAACACCUGUAAUGUCAGUGGUUGUGCCCCUUCUGUAGAGCAAGUGUUUCAAGGUAAAGAUUGUGCGGGCACGGGCCACGCAAUAGCAGAGCAUAGUUUUCAGGCGAAGGAGUGCAGCGAGGAAGGGCCACACAUGUUGAAACAAAGUGGUGCCGACAGGUAUGCAGGUGAGGAGUGCCCCAAAGGCCUGCUGGUUCACCGCAAUGAAGUGAUCAACCCACCUGCGCCAACACAGACUCACUCAGAUGAUGAGAUAGAAGAUGAUUUCAACUGGGAUCGCCUGUUAUAACAUUGGCUGUACAUGAUUAGAUAUCGCAUGACUGUAUAGGCAGUCACUGUGCUUUUUAUUAUUGUCAUUGUUUGUUGUUGAUUUGAGACAAAGUUCGCAAGUGGUCAGAUCAGAUUACUAGCUCGGGAAGUGCAGCAUCCAUACCAGUAUGUAAGAUUAAUUAUUCCAUCAACACAAUAAUAUUUUGUACGUUUUUUUUAAAUAUGCUAAAUUAUGAAUGAUAAUUGACCUGUUAUUUAAGUAACAAUAUUCUUACUAACAAUACUCUUGAGAGAGGCAUAGUAUACUUUGAUUUUCGGUUUUGUGAGAUUUAAGAUCCUGGCAGUGGUAACCAUGAAGAUUACUGUUUUCUGGGAUGUGACACUGUGUAGUCUGGUAGAUUGCUACCAACAUUUUGGAGGCAGCCAAUUCCUCUGAAUAUGUCAGACCAUACAACUUCAUCUCCCAGAUGAUCAUAAUCUUUUAAGUAUGAGUGUUUCCCCCAUUUGAGAUUAUGAACGCCAUUAUGGUUAUUUACUGUACCAAGCUGUACUCUCAGUUGUUUCUUUGUUAGUAUAUUCUUGUUUUAUUAAUCCUUGUUAACAUUUUACUGUUUACACUGAAAAAAUGGAGCCGGGAUAGCAUGGUCAGUAUAGUGAGUGGCAAAGGACUGGAUGACUGGGAAGUCAGAGUUUGAGUCCUGGUUGGGUCAAGAAUUUUCUCUUCUCCACAUCGCCCAGACCAAUUCUGGG